Messenger RNA from Salarias fasciatus (jewelled blenny), 780 nucleotides. RefSeq names its product caspase recruitment domain-containing protein 19-like. The transcript has 6 exons. The record is from RefSeq and is a predicted model, not a curated record. NCBI's taxonomy places the organism in Eukaryota, Metazoa, Chordata, Actinopteri, Blenniiformes, Blenniidae. Gene Ontology annotation, cellular component: mitochondrion. The coding region runs from base 144 to 728 and encodes 194 amino acids.
AGUCGUUGCUUUUGGAGGGAUGAUAUCGAACCGGAUGUUAUUGAUUACUUGUAUGUAAAUGAUUAUUUGGACGUGAAGACCUGCUCAUGAAGGGACCUCCAGUCUGAUGAGAGCUGCCCACACUGCUGUUAACAUGCUGGAAGAUGGAGCUUCUACUUCUGUCAGUCUCAUCCCAGUCUGAUCUUGACAUUGAUGGGUUCCACGAGCAGCUCCAGAACGACGCCCACUUCCUGUGCUCGGAUGGAAGGAUGGACGCUGAGCUGGUGGACCAGCUGGUGCUGCAGCUCAACAGGAUCUACCCUCAGAUACUCAGCGACAAGGAAGCCCACCGAUUCAGGAACCUGAGCGUUCCCAUCGAGGAGCGCGUGUUCGAGCUGCUGGAGCAUCUGUACGGGGAAGGCGAAGAGGCCUGCCAUGAAUUCUACAGAGCGCUUCAGAUCCACGCUGAAGACGUCUACUCUGACCUUCCCACCACGAUGAGAAGAAGAGAGACGGAGGAACCGACCCAGGCGGACGCCGUGGCGGUCUACGAGAAGCAGUACGUGCUAAAUGACAAAGGGCCGAUGUUCUUCCUGAGCUGUUUCAGUGUUGCUGUUGGGAUUGCAGUUCUCUUCUAUUAUGGAGAUGGUGAAACCUUCAGGUGUACCGGAGGGUUUCAGCACUGCUCUGCAGCAAGACUCAGUACAGAUGCCUUUGUUUCCUACGCACACGUCGGAAAGCAGAAAUAAUGGUGGUGAAAUGCUGAACAGCUCACCAUGUGAAGGGAAUAAGCCUUAAAAA